Messenger RNA from Acomys russatus (golden spiny mouse), 1927 nucleotides. It is a transcript of the gene Fbxo5, whose product is annotated as F-box protein 5. The transcript is spliced from 5 exons. NCBI's taxonomy places the organism in Eukaryota, Metazoa, Chordata, Mammalia, Rodentia, Muridae. The record is from RefSeq and is a predicted model, not a curated record. Bases 62 to 1330 code for a protein of 422 amino acids. Gene Ontology annotation, cellular component: nucleus. Gene Ontology annotation, molecular function: protein binding. Gene Ontology annotation, biological process: regulation of mitotic nuclear division; negative regulation of meiotic nuclear division.
GAGCUACAGCUCGGCGCCGCGGCUGGCUACCUCACCUGAGUUGGAGCCCGCGGUCUCCGGCAUGAGCCGGCGUGCCUACAGUGGUCUGCCCCGGCCAUCCUCCUGCCCCUGCGGACUUGGCGCGCGGAACACCGCGGACGGUUGUAAAGAAGAAAGCCCUGUUCUUUCUGAUAAGAUGAAGUGUUUUCAUUGCAAUCCUGAUCUUUCUGACCUGGAAGUGGUUAAAUCUGAGGACAGUGGGCGACAAGGUUCCUACAGCCCGGUGUGUUUGGAGCCCUCCUGUAAGGACUGCCUUAGAAACAAUGAAAGGCUAUCUUACACUGAGUCACCAAUUGUGGGCCAUGACAACAAGGAAAAUCAGCACGUGCAGAAAAUACUCAGUAGUCCAAGUGAAAUAGAGGAGCUAGCGGCCAGCAGACUGCACGAAGACAGCGGCUACUCAUCGUUCACGCAUCAAAGUGAACAGGAGGAUGACCUCUGUAUCCUGGAGAAUUUAAGAAACAGUCCCCAGCCGCGCCUGCUGCCAGCACAGAGCCCAGACCAGUAUCCCAACAAAAACCUGCUGCCCGUCCUGCAUUUUGAAAGAGUGGUUUGCUCAACGUUAAAAAAAAAUGGCAAACGAAACCCUAAAUUGGAUCGAGAAAUGCUGAAGGAAGUUAUCGCCAGUGGAAACUUCAGACUACAAAACAUAAUUGGCAGGAAAAUGGGCCUGGAACACCUAGAUAUCCUUACAGAGCUUUCCCGGAGGGGAUUCAAACACUUGUUGGCUAAUAUUUUGACCAAGCUCAGCGACAUGGACUUAAUAAAUCUGUCUAAAGUGAGCAGAAUUUGGAAGAAGAUACUAGAAAACGAUAAAGGAGCAUUCCAGCUAUACAGCAAAGCCAUGCAAAGAGUCCUUGAAAACAGUAAGCUAUCGCUACAUACUACCACCAGGGGAUUCGUUGUGGGCAGAACCGCACUAACUUCUGUUCAGAAGUCAUCGACCUGGGCGCCUCCCAAAAGAGAUGCUCAAGUCAAGCCCCCCAGUCAGCGUGGUCAGAAGGGCUCUGCCUACAGCCGGCACAGUGAGUUCAUUGAGGUGGCAAAGACAUUGAAAAACAACGAAAGCCUCAAAGCCUGUAUUCGAUGUAACUUCCCAGCAAAAUAUGACCACUAUUUAGAGCGAGCAAUCUGCAAACGGGAAAGCUGUAAAUUUGAAUAUUGCACAAAGUGCCUGUGCGAUUAUCAUAACAACAGAGACUGUUUGAAUGGCAAGCUCCUAAAAUCCAGCUGUAAAAUGGGCCCUUUGCCUGGAAGUAAAAAGAGUAAAAAAAAUUUACAAAGAUUGUGACAUUUUUGUAUAUCAACUGUAGAUCCUAAGGGUUACUUAAAAAAAAUGAAAGUUAGAUUUUAACCUAAGAAAGUAAAGAUAACUGUAUGACACCUUUUUGCCUCUUUGUGAAUAGAGGACAUACAGCUUCUUAAAAUAGCGUAAUAUUUUUAAAAAAUUAAAAUUGUCCAUGCGAAUGCCAAGAUUGGUGUAUUUUAAGAAAAAGAAACUGGAUAUCUUUGUAGUUAGGUGCUAAGAUAAAAUUGAUUGGAUUUUUCUGUUGAAGGAAGGUGAGUGAUUUUUAUGGAGUCUUGAAAACAGAUGUGGUUCUCAGGGUUAGCAUCUAAGGUAUACUUUACCAAAUUUGGAUUGUGUUCAUAUCAACUUGAGUCUGUCGAUUUAAAUGUUUGUCAUUGUCAAUGUGAGCCUUUUUCAGUGUUGAAAGUAUCCUUUGUAAAGUCCUAUUUACUUUAUUUCUGAAGUCUGUUUUAAUGUUUUUUAUACCUGUAAAUAUUUUUGUUUUUACGUGCCAAAGAAAAUAAAACACAUAACUUUGUUACAAAUAAAAUUGUUAAUAAGUUUAGUGGUGUGUGCGGCUUAUCUGUGUGAACACAUUAG